This is a messenger RNA of Dictyostelium purpureum, 1949 nucleotides long. RefSeq lists its product as uncharacterized. The record is from RefSeq and is a predicted model, not a curated record. The transcript is spliced from 2 exons. Lineage: Eukaryota; Evosea; Eumycetozoa; Dictyosteliales; Dictyosteliaceae. The coding region runs from base 10 to 1917 and encodes 635 amino acids.
UAGAAUCAUAUGGAAAAUAUUUUCAAUUAUAAUAAUAAUAUUAUUAGUUUUCUAAAUAACAGUUUUUUUAAUAAUAAUAAUAAUAAUAAUAAUAAUAAUAAUAACAAUAACUUUGGGGAUAAUUUAAUAAUAAAUGAAAAUGAAAUAGCAAAUAAUGAACAAUUAAAUAAUAAUAAUAAUCAUAAUCAUAAUAACCAUAAUAACCAUAAUAUUAAUCUUAAUAAUAAUAAUACUAAUUAUAAUGAAACAAAUAGAAAUAUUAUCAAUUCUUUAAUAGAGUUAGUAGCCUCAAAAGAUCCAUGGGUAGAUUUUUUGUCAAUUCAGUUAAACUUUGUUGUUCCAAUCGAUGUUUCAAUUGAAAUAUUCAAUUUCAUACACUCGCCAAACUGGAAGCUAAGAUACUUUGCCGUUGUAUACCAUGCACAAUAUUUUAACUACAAGUUCAAUCAUAAUAUUAAUCUUAAAGAAUAUAUUGCUUUCAUUACCGAAUUAUUCUUUGAUGAAAAUGAUAUUGUCUUUAAUAAAAUAGAGUGCUACAGGGAAAAUCAUAUUCAUCAUAUUAUAAACCCAUUAUUUUACAGUAUUAUAAAUGACAAAAGAUUUAGUGAAUGGAAGAAAUCUAAACAUGAAAAAUCUUUAAGUUGCUUUAAAUUCUUUAUAAAUAAAAGAACUCCAAAGCUCGUUAAGUUUAUUGAAAAGUCUUUAAUGGAAGAAAUUAAUGAAAUUGUUACAAAAGAUAGUUUAAAUUGGUAUCAAACCUAUUUUUAUAACAAAUAUUUUCAAAAUAACUCAGCUCACUACUGCAACGAAGUAUGUGAUCAAGAAUGUAACGAGUCAUUAAUUAAAGAAAUAUUUUUAUUUGAAUUAAAUAAACUUUCCAGUAAAUUAAAUAGAAAAAAUCAAACACAUAUUAAUAAUAGUAAUAUUAGUAUAGGUAAUAAUAGUAAUGACAGUAAUAAUAAAAACAUACCAGUAUUCAAUGAUUACAUUUUAAAAGUAAUAAUAGAGCAAUUAAUAAUUAUAAAUCAUAUUAAUGAUUACAAGUUAAGUGAUCAUAUUUCAGUCUGUAAAAUGAACUUUGUUCCAGUUGCUUUAGUGUCCAAGAAAUUCUUUAAAAUAUUAUCAAAUGUAUUAUCAAACACCGAGUUCUUAUGGUAUAAACAAAUCGAUUACAAAAGUGAAUUUAGUAUUGUAAAAGAGCCACCAUUAUUUAUGGAUUAUGAUUCCAUUAAAUUAAUUGACUAUAAAAAUAUCGAAGAUCAGUUUUCCAAAGUGAAACAUUUUUAUAUACAAACUCAAACUACAACCGAUGGCUGUUCAGUCUCAAACAUGUAUCCAAAUUAUUUCCACAGCUGUAAAUACCCAGGGCCAAGAUGUAAUGAAAACCACGGUCGUAGAGAAGUAGAGUAUUUAAUAUUCCCAGCCAAAAUGCCACAGUUAAAAAAGUUAACAUUAAACGGUUUCUUAAAAUACGACAAUGUUCAAUUACUCGUUAACCAUAUUUCUUGCUGGUCCAUGACUCCAUCAACUCUAGAGUAUUUAGAAUUCACUAUCAAGGAUAGCUUUGGUUGUUGCUCCACUAAAUCAUCCCAAAACUAUAACUUUUUAUCAAAUAUAUUAAAGAAUCAUUCAAGUUCACUCAAAAAAAUUGUAAUUAACUAUGAAAGCAAUUUUUUUUAUCAAGAUAUGCUCAAUUUCUUCAAUAUAGUUGAACCAUUUAUCAGCUCAAUACAAAUCGUUCUAAAUAUAGUUAAUUUAAGAUACAUCAAUUGUUUAGUAUCCAAUAUUAUUCAAGAAAAUGACAGGCUUGUAUUAAAAAUCUCAAAUAGUGCAAAUCAUGAAUUAAUGGGACUUUUUUCAAAAAUCAAUUCCUACAUAUAUACCAAUAAUUUUAUAAUUAAAAAAAUGGUUAAAUAAAAUCUUUUUCUUAUUUUUAUUUAUUUUAUUAC